Molecule: messenger RNA, 2784 nt
Organism: Zymoseptoria tritici IPO323
Lineage: Eukaryota; Fungi; Ascomycota; Dothideomycetes; Mycosphaerellales; Mycosphaerellaceae
Exons: 1
Coding region: 33-2594 (853 amino acids)
Biological process (GO): nucleotide-excision repair; transcription initiation at RNA polymerase II promoter
Cellular component (GO): nucleotide-excision repair factor 3 complex; transcription factor TFIIH holo complex; transcription preinitiation complex
Molecular function (GO): 3'-5' DNA helicase activity; DNA binding; hydrolase activity
Source: RefSeq, a predicted model, not a curated record
GCAUCGAUUCUUCACUCCGACAAUCUGCCAUCAUGGCGCCCAAACGGAAAGCGGCGCCUGCGAGCGGCAGAUCCUCAAAGCGAGUGGCCUCCGGCGUGAGCACGCCCGUGAGCAUCAUCAGCGACGAUGACUACUCUGGCAGCGAUGACUUCGACGAGGACGACGAGACUGCGAGCGGAACGAGCGGGAAGAAGGCGCCGGUAGCCAGAAAACUGGACAAUGUGGUGAAGCGAUAUCAGCCUUCCACAUAUCAGAAGGCGGAUGGAGCACGGGCAAAUGGUGACGCGGCGAGCCACCUCUUCAGGCCGACACGGGACUUCUUCAAUGAGUCCCUCAAAGCAGAUCAUCACCUCCGACCGCUAUGGAUAGAUCCGCAGAAUGGCAAAGUAGUUCUCGAAACGUUUGCUCCGAGUUUCAAGCAGGCCCAGAACUUCUUGAUCAAUAUCGCGGAGCCACAGAGCAGGACCACGAAUAUGCACGAGUAUACGAUCAGCCCACACAGCUUGUUCGCUGCCGUAUCGGUAGGCUUGACCGAGCAGGACAUCAUUCGAGAUCUGGAGCUCUUCUCAAAGACCAAGGUCCCACAAAACAUCAUAGAUUUCGUGCAUGAAGUUACACAAUCGUUCGGAAAGGUGAGACUUGUGUUGAAGCACAACAAGUACUUCAUCGAAAGUAAUGAUGCUUCGGUCCUGCAAAUGCUCCUCCGCGACCCUGUUAUCAGCACAUGUCGCGUGGAAGAGACAGAGGAGCUCGUGACAGAGAAGGCAGCAAAGAUGGGUGGCCUCAUCAUUCCCGGAACGAAAGACGCAGCUGGUGUGAAAGAGGCGCAGGCACAGGUGGAAGCCAAUCAAAGAAGGGACGAGGAUAACGAGGACUCAGACGAUGAGUAUGGAGGACGAGAAGCGGAGAAGACGAUGACUGAGUUCUUGAGGGAGGAAGAGGAAGACGAUGAGCUGGAUCAGGUUCAUUCGUUCGAGAUUGACGGCAGUAAGAUUCAGCUUGUUCAAGAACACUGCAAUGUAAAGCUCAAUUUACCACUCACCGAAGAGUACGACUUCCGCGCGGACGACAUCAAUGCCACACUCGAUAUCGACCUUCGACCCAACGUACAAAUUCGAUACUACCAGGAGCAUGCACUUAGCAAGAUGUUUGGAAAUGGACGCGCAAGGAGUGGAAUCAUUGUGCUACCUUGUGGCGCUGGCAAGACGUUGGUCGGCAUCACUGCAGCGUGUACAGUCAAGAAGAGCGCAAUAGUGCUCUGCACCAGCGCCAUGAGUGCGGUGCAGUGGAAAGAAGAGUUCAAGAAGUGGUCCAACAUCAACCCUGAGGAUAUUGCAAUCUUCACCAGUGGCGAGAAGGAGAAGCUCAACCACAAGGCUGGUGUCAUAAUUUGCACCUACAGCAUGGUCACGCAAAACACACGACGUGCGCACGAUAGCAAGCAAGUCAUGGACUUUAUCACAUCCCGCGAAUGGGGUCUGAUGGUGCUCGAUGAGGUGCACGUUGUCCCGGCUGAUAUGUUUCGACGUGUCACGGAGCGCAUCAAGACACACUCGAAGCUCGGACUGACUGCUACAUUGCUGCGAGAAGAUGACAAGAUCAAGGACUUGAACUUUCUGAUCGGCCCAAAGCUGUACGAAGCCAACUGGCUGCAGCUGAGUGAAGAAGGCCACAUCGCGCGAGUGCAAUGUGCUGAGGUCUGGUGCCCGAUGACGACCGAGUUCUACAGCGAGUAUCUCCAAGCCAAGACGACGAACAAGCGCAGUUUGCUGUCGACGAUGAACCCGCGCAAGUACCAGGCAUGUCAGUUCUUGAUCGACUUUCAUGAGCGGAGAGGCGACAAGGUGAUAGUCUUCUCCGACAACGUCUAUGCUCUCGAAAAGUAUGCAACUGGCAUGACGAAGCCCUACAUUUACGGAGACACAAGCCAGCGAGAACGUGAAGUCGUGCUGCAAAACUUUCAGCAAAACGAUGCUGUGUCCACGGUCUUCCUCUCGAAGAUUGGAGAUACCUCGCUCGACUUGCCGGAGGCCACCUGCUUGAUCCAAAUCUCCUCCCACUACGGUUCUCGACGUCAAGAAGCUCAGCGACUUGGCAGAAUUCUGCGAGCCAAGAGACGUAACGAUGAAGGCUUCAAUGCAUUCUUCUACAGUCUCGUGAGCAAGGACACAAAUGAGAUGUACUACUCAUCCAAACGCCAGGCCUUCCUCGUCGACCAGGGCUAUGCGUUCAAGGUCAUCACGCAUUUGAACGGUAUCGACCGCAUGCCCAACCUGGCGUUCAACACUCAAAACGAGCGGAUGACGCUUCUUCAGGAUGUGCUCAUCCAGUCUGACACCACUGGUGGAGUAGAGGACAUUCAAGACGAUCUGUUCAGCGACAAGAAUCAAGCUCGGCAGAAGAAGAAGGGAAGUGGUGUGCGCCGGCAAGCGGGCACUCUUUCUUCGCUCGCGGGUGGUGAGGAUAUGGCGUAUAUGGAGUACUCGAAGAACAAUGCGAACAAGGCGUUGGCGAAACCUCGCAAUGCGUUCUUCAAGAAGGAAGAUCGGUUCAAGGAGAGGAUGAAGAAGCAGCAGCAGGGUUUGCUGGAGUGAUUGUACCUGUAUUUUCAGCGGCGUUUGAAAGGCUCAGUGGGUGAACAGAAUCACCGAGAGCGAUCAGAAUUGCAUUACGGUUGGGUACGGCGGAGUUCAGGAAUGAUCAUACAAGAACAAGACGUUUCUCAACCUGUGUUAUUCAUACAGAGUGCCCUGAGCAUCUCACUAAUCGAAAUCAAUCAUUUUC